CUUGCUUAUCACGAUUCACAUCGAGGCUCUAACAGCUGAGGAGGAUGCUGAACAAGGAGAUUUGAAGCCCGGAUCAGCUCUGACUGCUGCUGGUUUACAUUUCACUUCAUUUCAUUAAUUAAUUAAUUAAUUUAUUUGUUUAUUAGAGACCUUUCCUCUCACUGACAUUAUUUUCUAUUUAGCCAUUAUAUUUUUUGGUAUUAAAUCCUGAGACACUGAAAGUAUUUCGGGCGCAUUCCUGCUGCUGGCUGGGACUAUGAUUUAUCGGCGCUUGCAGCUUGGCUCUCAUGACAGACUCGCUCUCACUGGGUCUCUUUCAGACGGAAGAGAGCGGUGAAUUGUCUUUAACUUUCUUGAGCAUCUUCGACGAAUUCAGCUGCAGCGGGUACUUUUUGCACUUGAGCGGCUGUCCUGUGUGUAGGUGUGGAAGCAGCCAUGUGGAGCAGAGAGAGCGCUCCUUUACUCCUCGUCUGCCUGCUGGCUCUCACAGCCCUCUGGAAAACCAGAUCGGUGAAUGCAGAUGCCACAUCUGAUUCCUUUAAAAACAACAUCACUCUGUUCACACGCAUCCUGGACAGCCUGCUGGAUGGGUAUGACAACCGUCUACGGCCUGGUCUUGGGGACAGAGUAACUGAGGUGAAAACAAACAUCUAUGUUACCAGCUUUGGACCAGUUUCAGACACGGACAUGGAGUACACCAUAGAUGUUUUCUUCCGGCAAAGCUGGAAGGACGAGAGGUUGAAAUUCCAUGGACCAAUGAAUAUUUUGCCCCUGAACAACCUUAUGGCGAGUAAGAUUUGGACACCGGACACCUUCUUUCACAACGGGAAAAAGUCUGUGGCACAUAACAUGACCAUGCCUAAUAAACUGUUGAGGAUCAAAGAUGACGGGACUCUGCUGUACACCAUGAGGUUAACUGUGCAUGCAGAGUGCCCAAUGCAUCUGGAGGAUUUCCCCAUGGACUCUCAUUCCUGUCCACUAAAAUUUGGCAGCUAUGCCUACACAAUCUCAGAGGUGACUUAUGCUUGGACUCGCAAUGCUUCCGAGUCUGUUGUAGUGGAAGGGGAAAGCUCUCGGCUGAACCAGUACGACCUGCUUGGGCAAACGGUCGGACAAGAAACCAUCAAAUCAAGUACAGGUGAAUAUACAGUGAUGACGGCUGAAUUUCAUCUGAAGAGGAAGAUUGGCUACUUUGUUAUCCAGACUUACCUCCCAUGCAUCAUGACAGUCAUCCUUUCCCAAGUGUCUUUCUGGCUGAAUAGAGAAUCAGUGCCAGCUAGGACUGUGUUUGGUGUAACUACUGUUCUCACAAUGACAACUUUGAGUAUCAGCGCAAGGAACUCCCUGCCUAAGGUCGCCUACGCCACUGCCAUGGACUGGUUCAUCGCCGUGUGCUACGCCUUCGUCUUCUCCGCUUUGAUUGAAUUUGCUACUGUCAAUUACUUCACAAAGCGUGGCUGGGCUUGGGAUGGAAAAAGCGUGGUGACUGACAAGAAGAAAGAGAGAGCCUCCAUCGUCAAGAAGAAUAACGCCUACGCUGUAGCAGUAGCCAACUACGCGCCUAACGUGACCAAGGAUUCCAGUACUCUUCCCACCAUCGCCAAAGGCGGAGCGACGGACCCAAACAAGCCCAAAGCGGAUGGCAAGGCCCAAGAAAGCAAGAAGACCUUCAACAGUGUCAGCAAAAUUGACAGGUUGUCACGGAUUUUGUUUCCUGUUCUCUUUGGCAUCUUCAACCUCGUCUAUUGGGCAACCUACUUAAACAAAGAACCCGUUAUACCAAAUAUGGUCCCCUCUGUUUAAGAGACCAGUUUUGAUAGCUUCUUGUCUGGGGUCUAAGUAAUGAAUCAAAUACCUCCAGCAACUAUGUACACAAACCUUUGCAGAGUGAAGCCCUGGACUGCAGUGUGACCCUCUAUCUUCGCCUGUUUUCUACACUGUCUGCAGCACUUUUAAGAGCCCGGCUUUUUGUAAAUGUGUAUGUAUAUUUAUAUUUAUGGUUUCAUGGUGACAUAUAUUGUACGAUGACUCUAAUUAGAGUGCAUAUUUCUUUCAAAGUAUGUUUCCAGUUUCAGUACGUGGCUGCUGUACAUACAGAUCCAAUGAAGAGUAAACACAUAAUCACUAAGAAUCACGUUUGAUUUCGGAUCACUUCUCAGUGUGUUGAAUUCUGCUGUAAUGCCCACUUUCUUGAUAUAACAGUAUAUAUUUUUGUCUCGAGUGAAAGGGACUGACUAUCGUUUGAUUUCUUUCUUCAUAUAAGAGUCUUUCAACUCUUUUUCUUUAUUUCCAAGCCAGUGCAAAAACACACUUGUAUAGUACUGUUACAGUUUAAAGCUUGUUUUAUUAUCUUUGACUACAGGUAUGGGGCUUCAAUAAAAAAAGAAAGAAAGAAAAAAUCUCCAAAAUUAUCGAAACACUCCCAGAUCCUGAAAGGCUGUGAAAAGAAAAAGAUAUGAAAUGAGAAUGUGUGGUUCUGCCAGCUCGAUGUACCAUUUGGGAUUACAGGACAAUAUCGCCAAAGAAACAAACGAUACACUAUAAAAAAAAGACAUAUUUCCCAAAGGUUGUGCAUGUGUAAUAUUUGUGCAAAAAAUGGGAAAACUUCAGAACUAGCUAUACCCCAGAAAAAAUAAUUUAUGUACAACAACAGCAGAUAAACGGAUUAGUUUUAGAUCUCCAAAGGGGAACAGAAGAAUUCAAGAUUACCCAUAAAAAUUAUUUUCUCUGGCCAUCAGGGUGCGCAGAUGACCCCACAAAAAUAAAACAGAGCGGACAGAAGUGUUGCUUUAAGUGGUAUUUAUGCUUCUGUGUUAAAUAUACGCUGUUGUUAUGUUGUAACAGCAAACUCUUUAUGAACUUGCGCCUGAUGUGGACCUACCUAGAACUGCUAUUACGUUAAUGCAGCCUGCAUUAAGCCUGCAGCCUGCUCCUUGUGUUAAUGCAGCCUGCUACAACUAUUCUUGGCCUUCUUUUCGACUCUAAUCGGCUCAAGAACAUCCAACUAGUGUUCUGGCAGCAAAACUGCAGAGUAACGCAGGCACCUUGCCACAAGUGCAAAUGCUGGCAAUGACAAACAUGUGAAUUGUACUUCUGCGUCAGAUCCGCAAGGAACAUUGGAGAAAUCCAGAGUUUCCACAAAAGUUUUGCAAGAUCCUGAGAAACACUUUUCCCUGCAUUUAUCGUACUUCCAUUAGUACCCGUGAAGCUGUCCAGAACACUGCAGGUGGUUGCUAAUGAAUGUAACCCAGGCCACCAGGUCAGGGCACGCCUUGCCACGAGUGUUUUCCCUUACAGUAAGGACUCUCUUCAGAUGUCUCUCUCUUAAAUAAAGCUCUGAUUUAAUGACAUCACAGUUUAGCCCAAACUCAAAAUAAAACUCUAUAAAUCUCUCCCGUGGGCGUGUGUCUUCCGUCGCUAUGGUUCUUUUCAAGAACUCCAUAUUGGUCUGGAAGUGCAUGGAUGUAAAUCAAAAACUUCUUCUGGAUUUCGCAAAGCUUUUGUGGGAUGUCGCAAAAGUACAUCUUCAUUUGCACCUGCCCCCCCCCCAAUGUCCCUUGUGAGGCUCCGUAACAUUGUAAGUUACGCCAUAUUUGGAACCCCGUUUUAACCCUACACGGCAACCCAUGUACGUAACUACACAUCAAGUUGCUGCAUGACGCAAUGACUUGACUGGCAUGGAAGGUAUAUGGAAUAGGGAUAAAAGGAGUUUCCGGUUACUACGGAAGUUAGGACGUCGAUUUCCCGCGGAAGUCUAAAUCAUGCUUUAGUUGUAGGCUCUGCAGAGAUUCAACACAGAAGUAUAAAUCUAUAAUGCUAGCAAACACUUUGCGUAUUUACACACCAGCAGAAACUAAACAACAUGAACAUUCAUUUUUUAAAAUGUAAGUUGGAUGUUUACUCACCUUUUUGUUCUAUUUUAGUCUCUUCUGAGUCCUUCCAUUAAAUAUAUAUAUAUGAGAUGUCAGUUAUAGGCAGGAGACUGUUUCACAGAAACACCAACCAGCUAAUACCAGAGUAUUUAUUCACGCCUUUAUUACUUUACUUUUAGUUUAGUACAUCUAUUUAUAAUCAGGGGUAAAAUCUAAAUAAUUUCAUGGGUUUAUUGCUCUUGUAUAAUACAAAUGUUCAUGUAACUCAGUCUUUAAAGUUAGGGAAGUAUCUUGGUGGUGGUUAAAAUCCUGCAAAAAUGUCCUUUGAUCUGUAAACAGUAAGAGGAUGCUGGACUCCAAGAAUGAGAAAAAUGUAUUGUUAAACCUGUUUUGCUCAUGAUUACUGUAUAUUGUGUGAGAAAAGUCAUGUUCAGCCCCAUAUCAGCAGUCAUACAUGAUACUCUGUGUAAGUUUUUUCAUGACGUGAUAUACUUUUUCUUCACAUGGGUAUUUUAACUUAAUUUCUCUUGAUUUGUUUGUUGAAACAAACUUUGCAUGGAGACAAAAUCUAUGAUUUUUAUAAUUUAUUUUCAUUAUGUCCUUGGCUAUAAUUCAUAUUUCUCCAACAUCCUGACAGAGUCUUAAACAUUCCAGAUAAAGGGAUUGUUCACCAGGCGGAUGCUUGAUUCAGUGCACUUUUUAAUAAAACAUUAUUUCAGUUCUUUA
This is a messenger RNA of Maylandia zebra (zebra mbuna), 4598 nucleotides long. RefSeq names its product gamma-aminobutyric acid type A receptor subunit alpha2b (gene gabra2b). NCBI's taxonomy places the organism in Eukaryota, Metazoa, Chordata, Actinopteri, Cichliformes, Cichlidae. Gene Ontology annotation, biological process: gamma-aminobutyric acid signaling pathway; monoatomic ion transmembrane transport; chloride transport. Gene Ontology annotation, cellular component: membrane. Gene Ontology annotation, molecular function: GABA-A receptor activity; extracellular ligand-gated monoatomic ion channel activity. The record is from RefSeq and is a predicted model, not a curated record.